Dermacentor albipictus is the source of this 2101-nucleotide messenger RNA. Lineage: Eukaryota; Metazoa; Arthropoda; Arachnida; Ixodida; Ixodidae. The record is from RefSeq and is a predicted model, not a curated record.
AGGCAUCGCUGGCAUUCGCGUGGGUUCCAGAUUAGAACAACCGUGGCUACUAAGAGUGUAUCUCAAGCAAAAACAGCAUCCCUGGCUGUAGAGGCAAGACGGGGCAGAGCCGCAGCACCACCUCCCGGGCACAAGGUCUAAACUAGAUCAAAAGACGCCGCCACCUCCAGAGGCGUCGCCGCAGCCGCAGCAGCAACAACAGCCGCCGCCGCCGCGGCCGCAGCAGCAGCCCCGCAGCAGCCGCAACAGCAGCAGCAGCAGCAGCCGCCGCAGCAGCUCUUGCGUACGACAUUUGAGAAAAUGAAAAGACGCCGCCGCGCCCACAUGCGCCGCCGCCCCCGCAGAACCAACAACAACAGCAGCAGUAGCAGCAGCAGCAGCAGCAGCGGCAGCAGCAGCAGCAGCAGCAGCAGCCGCAGCACCAGCCGCAGCAGCAGCCCCCGCAGCAGCCGGAACAGCAGCAGCAGCAGCAGCAGCCGCUGCCGCCGCCGCCACCGCAGCAGCAGCAGCAGCAGCCGCAGCAGCUCCUAUGAACGACAACUUAAGAAGAUGAAAAGACGCCGCCGCGCCCACAUGCGCCGCCGCCCCCGCAGAACCAACAACAACAGCAGCAGUAGCAGCAGCAGCAGCAGCAGCGGCAGAAGCAGCAGCAGCAGCAGCAGCAGCCGCAGCACCAGCCGCAGCAGCAGCCCCCGCAGCAGCCGCAACAGCAGCAGCAGCAGCAGCCGCUGCCGCCGCCGCCACCGCAGCAGCAGCAGCAGCAGCCGCAGCAGCUCCUACGAACGACAACUUAGGAAGAUGAAAAGACGCCACCACGCCCACAUACGCCGCCGCCCCCGCAGCAGCAGCAGAAGGAGCAGCAACCGCAGCAGCAGCAGCCGCCGCCGCCACAGCAGCAGCAGCCGCAGCAGCUCCUACGAACGACAACUUAAGAAGAUGAAAAGACGCCACCGCGCCCACAUGCGCCGCCGCCCCCGCAGCCGCAACAACAACAGCAGCAGCAGCAGCAGAAGGAGCAGCAACCGCAGCAGCAGCCGCCGCCGCCGCAGCAGCAGCAGCAGCCGCAGCAGCUCCUACGAACGACAACUUAAGAAGAUGAAAAGACGCCACCGCGCCCACAUGCGCCGCCGCCCCCGCAGCAGCAACAACAGCAGCAGCAGCAGCAGCAGCAGAAGGAGCAGCAACCGCAGCAGCAGCCGCCGCCGCCGCCGCAGCACCAGCAGCAGCAGCAGCAGAAGCCGCAGCAGCUGCAUAACCUGCAAGCGCCCGCUACCACGCUCGGCCCGGUGUCGCCGCCGCCGCAGCAGCAGCAGCAGCAGCAGCAGCAGCGGCCAUUGCAAAGGAGCACGAAGCAAAGGGCAUUAUCGCCGCCACAACCAGGUGCCGCACCAGCACGCUCACGCUGGAAAGCGGAGAUGCAGCGCAAGCAGCAGUUGCGCACCGAGGCCGAAGAGGGGACGGUGUCGCAGCAACUGCCGACGCCGACAUUGCAGCAGCUGUUGCGAUAUCGGCCGCGAAUCGACAACAAACGCAGGUCCUACUAAACAACCGCAGGCCACAAAUGUUACAAAUGAAGCGACACCCGGCCCCCAUACAUAUGGGGUAGUCAAUGCUUCAACAGAAACCAAUGAAGACCCCGUGCCUUCAACAUCCAGAAAUGGGGCGAGCCAACACAGUGACGGUAUGGAUCACUGGAUAGCGCAUGACGCGCACAAACUCUUUAAAGGUAAUUUGGAAGAAGCUUUGUCAACUACUCCUGUGGACGCGUCCACGCGGGAGGAGACAACAAAAAGCUCCCUCACCGCGUUCAUCACAAAGGCCAAGGAAGUGGCCCAAAGCAUCAGGAACGGAGAUCGAACCUAUUUGCUAAGAGAAGUCCUCGAAAUUUUGAAGGGCGCAGUGCUGUACUUUCUGCAGCAGCAGAGUUUCUUCGCGUGUGCCUCUGGCUUCACGCAAAGAGUCAUAAUAACCGCGAUAGAUUGGGCUAUUAGAGAACUAGAAGUUCAAUUCAAGGGCACACGCUAAGUUUGAUUUUUCCUUUUAGGCCUUUCUUAUUUUUUUAUUUUUCAAAUAAAUUUUCGCGCAAAGCGUUCUGCAAGUA